CCCUGUCCGAUAAGGCUGGCUUAUCUGUCGCGGGAGACGAGGCUUCCAGGUUUUGUCAACACAAUCAAGUCCGCCGACCUACCUAAGAGUACAGUGUUCCUUUGCAAACCCCCGUCGCCUUACGUUGCGCAACCCAUCCCAUUCGUCGCAUUUGCAUACCUUACCUUACUUCACUGUCUAAACCACCAUCAAUAUUUUAUUCAGCGCUUGAUUCCUCCCCUUUCACCUACCUAGCUAGACCUGCCUCGAACCUACCUUGCCAACCCGCGCUGGCGCCAGCGCAUAACGGCUUGGUUGUUGCCGACUCUUUGACUGCUUUGCAAUAAUAUCUUCCACGCGCCGGCUACGCACAUUACUGAAUCGGAACGCCAAGAUACCACCAUGGGCAAGCGUAAAAGUUCAAGCAAGCCUCAGGGUCCCAAGAAGAAAGACCCUCUUCCUUCCAAGUUCACAUGCCUCUUCUGCAAUCACGAAGACUCCGUUGCUGUAAAGCUGGAUAAGAAAGCGGGUGUCGGUUCGCUGGACUGCAGAGUGUGCGGCCAAAUGUUCCAGUGCAGCAUUAACUAUCUCUCGGCUGCUGUAGACGUGUAUGGCGAGUGGGUAGAUGCAGCAGACGCCGUUGCAAAAGAAGCAGGGCCCACCGGUGGAAGCCAGAACAAAAUCUCCAACGCCCGUCGCGCACCACCCAGCCGACCAGUGAACGACGACGACGAAGACGACCGGAGAUACGGAGGCGAGGGCAUCGAUGUGGACGAUGACGAAUACUAGAUGACCAGAUGACCAAACACCCCUUUUGGCAGACAUCAUGAAUCGGUUAUGAGGCGGGGUUGGAGGCCCGGGUCGUGGACGGGUAGUGGCAGCAGCGCGGGGAAAUCGAACAAACUGAGCAUCGAGAAUAUCCGAGUCCCAGGCGCAUACAACCAACGGUCCCUGGGCAGCCGGCGUCCAUUAGACGGUGUAAAACCUGUCGCCGAAAUCGCCGAGGCCGGGGAUGAUGUAGCUGUAUCAGCCCAUUAGCAAAGACACGACAGCAUCGCAAGAUGCAGACUCACUUCUUCUCGUCCAAGCCCUACCGAGGUGUCAGUUUAACUCGUAUACUACAGUCGAGGCUGUAGUGCUUACCUGGUCAACAAAUGCCGUGACAACCCUGAGCUUGGGGAACUUGGCAGUGAAGUUCUGGAUACCCUCGGGGCUGGCGAUGAGAUUCAAAAACAGAAUACGGUCCUCGGGAACACCCCUGGCCUUGAGAACCUGCACGGCCAUGAUGGCUGAGCCACCGGUGGCAAACAUCGGAUCCAAGAGGAGCACCCAGCGCUGGGCAAUAUCCUCGGGCAGCUUGUCGUAGAAGAGCUUAGGCUGAGCCGUUUCCUCGUCACGCUGGAUCAGGAUUUUGCCAAUCCUCACAGAGCGGCAGCAGUCCCGCAAUCCUUGCUCCAUGGCCUCACCAGCGCGCAUGAUGGACACACCGCAGAUUUUCCCCUGAAACAUGAGGCCAGAAUAGGUCCGGCCUAUGGGCGUAGUCACGUCAUGCUCAACGGUAGGCAAGUGAUUCAGACCCUCCUCGACGAGCAGGCGAAUGAUGCGGUUGGAGUAGAAGAUGAAGUCACCACGCUCCGUAUUUCUGUCUCGAAUGAUGCUAUAUCGAGACAAGUAAGUUGACUGUGAAACUCGGAGAGGAGGGCGAGCUCGAGUGUCCGCCAGACGUCGUCAGCUCGACCUGGAACUAGCUACCAUAGUGUCGAGGACAAUAUAGUAUAACGCAAGCAACGAGAAACAGCAUGGAAUGGGCCACUUACGUGAGGAGGGCGAUGAGCUGAGGCGUCUGGGGCAGGACAAUAACGUUGUCCGAGUUGACCUCAGUGGAGACGGUUGCCGUGGGUUUCUGGCUCUCUGAGCGGUACAAAGGGCCGACGCAUUGUGUAGGGCCGCUGUUGCUGGCGGGCUUGGAGUCUUGACUUGCCAUUUUCAAGUAGUUUAGCUUAGGUAUGACAUGGAAUGAGAGGGAUGGAGAUGUUGCGUGUGUGGCAAUCGAAGAGCUGGGGCUUGGGGUCCUAAGUUGGAGGGGAAGAGCAAGUACCUCUGCACAGUUGAACGUUCGCA
This is a messenger RNA of Colletotrichum destructivum, 2100 nucleotides long. RefSeq names its product Putative transcription elongation factor 1. Gene Ontology annotation, biological process: transcription elongation by RNA polymerase II. Bases 382 to 768 code for a protein of 128 amino acids. NCBI's taxonomy places the organism in Eukaryota, Fungi, Ascomycota, Sordariomycetes, Glomerellales, Glomerellaceae. Gene Ontology annotation, molecular function: RNA polymerase II complex binding. The transcript has 5 exons. The record is from RefSeq and is a predicted model, not a curated record. Gene Ontology annotation, cellular component: transcription elongation factor complex.